GGGCUGCGCGAGAGCUUGCGGAGCUUUUCAUUCCGGUGCCGUAGUUCGUCUCGCAAGCUUCGAGGCGCCGUUCGGGCUCGCUUGUGCCGCUCCUUUUCUUGGUCCUCCCUCCUCUCUUUCUCUCUCUCUUUUUCUUUCUCAUUCUAUUUCAUAGCCAGUCAGUCAUACUUGCUCUCUCUCUCUUUCUCUUUUCACGCACACUCUCUCAUCCAUUCGUUCUCACUCACGUUAUCUUCGUCUGCCUGUCUAUUUACUCACUCACUCACUCAUUCACUCACUCACUCACUUGCUCAUUCAUUCUGUAUACAUACAUCGUUGUAUAUUAGACACGUAGAGACGCGCGUAUCUGGUCCUUUAGAUCUUAUGCGUUUCUCAUCUCUUACGUCUCUUUCCAUCUCCGUUAAUCGCGUGUUUUCGUGCGUGCUCUUCGUUCGUGCAAAGAUCUUAGGUGUGCUCUCCUGUGUGUUCUAGCUCGUUUCGUCACGUGUGUGUUGAUAAACUAUCGAGGAGAGCCCGAUCACUCCUUCCUUUCUCUCUUUCUCUUUCUCUUUUCUCUCUCUCUAUCUCUCUCUCUUUUCCUUUCUCUUUUCAUUAGAGAGAAGAAAAACCCUUUCUCGUGUAUAAAGCGAAGUAUCGGACGAAACUAAAACGAUUAGAGAAACCUUGAACGUCUUUUCUUUUGCAGUUCUGUAGUUUUUCGUGAUCGACGAGCUUAGUAUCAAAUUUGCCGGGUUAUGAACGAGGAUUUUCUUUGGAGACAUCACGAAGAGACUCGAGAGGUUACCGUUACGGAUUUUACAUACGAUAGGACGGUGAACGCGUAUCUUGACUGUUAUAUUUUCUCGUCGUUGGAUGUGUAAAAAAGUCGAGCUGUGAAUGUUCGCGAGUGUUGUCAAAAUUCCGUUCAGUGGCAUCGUCAUUGCUGUUUGUGAUGGUGGUAGUGAUGCUGGUGGUUGUGAUACCGGUCCUAGUAAUGAUGGGGGUUACAAGACGAGACGAGUGAUUUUCUAAUCUCGUGAUUUUUAAAUUAGGAGAACAUUUCUUAAAGGACUUUCACGAUUAUCUUCCAGCUUACGAAGAAUUACUUGAGCGUGAUUUAAUAUUCAACAUCGAAUAAUGAAACGAGAAAGAUGAGUAAGUUAAAACGUUGACACAGGUGAACAAUCUCAAAUUUGCUAAUAGACUAAUCUCGCGAUACGUGAUAUGAAUCAAAAGGAAACUCGUGUAGGUGUUAGACUGAAAAAAUUUCUAACAAGGUCCAAUCGAUCAUCGAUAAACGAUAUUUUAAUUCGAUCAGUUCGGAAGAAAAGUGCGAGAGCUAAAAUGCGAUCGGUGAAAAUCGCAGCCUUACGAGAGUCCACCGGCUGCUAAAUCUUCGAUAGAAGUAGCUGAAGCAGUUAAUUGAACUCGAUGAUCGGCUCGAAUGAGGUGGCAAGGACGAGGAUGGGUCCUUGCAUCGUUUUUGGCAGGUAAUCGUCGUUUUUGGCAGGGUGGCUAAAUGAAGAGGAAUCGUUUGGUGGGCCGGUGAUCGACAGCGGACACCGCGCGCAUUCGAUUCGCGAUGGAAUUCCUUCCGCUGCUAUUACUUUGUUGCCUCGUGAUCCUUGAGCCAAGCGUCUACUCGCUCUCGAUCAAGAGUAGUAUCAAUCCGCGGGUCGUGCAAACUCGAUACGGCGAGGUUCGAGGUUUGAUCAGGUCCUUCGAGAACGCCAAGUUCCUCAAACCGAUCGACGUCUACCUUGGAAUACCCUACGCUACACCACCCGUUGGGAGCAACAGAUUCUCCCCGACAAGAGCGCCAAGCCCUUGGGAGGGUAUCAGAUUGUCAAACUCGGUCGGUCCGGUUUGUCCUCAAAAACUUCCAGACAUCUCGAACGAGCAAGAGGCUCUCGAGCGCAUGCCUAGAGGAAGACUGGAAUAUUUGAAAAGAUUGCUACCUCAUUUGCGAAACCAAAGCGAAGACUGUCUAUAUUUGAACAUCUACGCUCCUGCUAUGGGCAUGGCGGAAAGUGGUAGGAGACAUCCGGUUGUCCUCUACAUUCAUGGCGAAAGCUACGAGUGGGGAAGCGGAAAUCCUUACGACGGUAGCGUCCUAGCCAGUUACACCGAGCAAGUGAUCGUCACGAUCAACUACAGACUGGGCGUGCUCGGCUUCCUGAACGCCAACGUGGCGCCUGAAACGAAGGCGAGGGUGGCGAAUUACGGUCUGAUGGACCAAAUCGCGGCUCUGCACUGGGUCCAGCAGCAUAUAGCACUUUUUGGCGGCGAUCCCGAGAACGUUAGCCUUAUGGGACAGGGAACGGGGGCUGCUUGUGUACAUUUUCUUGCCAUCAGUCCAACCGUCAUAAGAGGUCUGUUCAAAAGGGCGAUACUUCUCUCAGGCAGUGCACUGUCUUCCUGGGCUGUAGUCGAAGAUCCUGUGUUCUAUGCGCUAAAGCUCGCUAGAGCGAUAAAUUGCUCCAUUCCCGAAGAUCUACUGAAGGACAACGAGCUGAUAGUCGAUUGCCUAAGGGAAAGCAGCCUCGAAGAAUUGAUGCAGAUCGACAUACAACCACCAACUUUCCUCAGCGCCUUUGGACCAAGUGUGGAUGGGGUCGUUAUUAGAUCUGACUUUCAGAAAGAUCUUUUAUCCUAUCUUGGACCAGAAUUUCAGGGAUUCGGACCACUCCCGAAAAAAGCUGAACACGGGGCACCCAUAACGAGCAAUAAUAAAUACGAUCUAUUGUUCGGCGUGACGACCAGCGAGGCUCUUUGGAAAUUUGCAGAGAAGGAUGUGCAUCAAGGAUUCGAAGGUGAAAGGAGAGACAGAAUCAUCAGGACUUACGUCAGAAAUGCAUACGUAUAUCAUCUAACGGAGAUAUUUUAUACGGUCGUGAACGAAUAUUCGGAUUGGGAACGGACUGUGCAGCAUCCGGUGAAUACGAAAGAUGCAUGUGUUCAGGCACUGAGCGAUGCACAAUUUGUAGCACCCCUCGUUCAAACUGGUGAUCUUUUCACCCUAAGGCAUACGAAGAAGCCAAAUAAUCCUCACAUCGCUCCACCACCAGAGAUCGAGAAGGAACCCAUGCCAAAAACCUUCUUUUACGUUUUCGACUAUCAGAUGAAGGACGGCGACUAUCCACAGAAAAUGGGCUCCGUUCACGGCGAGGAGCUACCUUUCGUCUUUGGUGCUGCGCUCGUAGACGGAUUCGCACACUUCCCAAAGAAUUACACGCGAUCCGAAGUGGCACUAUCCGAGAGCAUCGUUCAAUACUUUGCCAAUUUCGCUAGAACUGGGAAUCCAAAUGGCGUCGAUCAUCACACGAGAAACGACAGUGGGCUUUUACCUGCUAGCAGAGAAAAAAGUCGUUUUAGAAGUCUCACGUGGGAUCAGUACGACCCUACGCAUCAAAAAUAUCUCGAAAUCGGAAUGAGGCCGAAAGUGAAAAAUCAUUAUCGAGCUCAUCAGCUUUCCGUAUGGCUACGACUCGUACCGGAACUUCAUCGUGCCGGAAUGGAGGACGUUGAUUCGAGACACAAUCUGUUCCGAGGACACGCCGAUCCGAGCCUUUACGACGGUUUAGUCAGGCCUGAUCCUUUGAGUAGGAUCACUGAAGAAUUUAAAAGGAAGAAUUUAAGUACCGAACCACCGACCACAACUGACUACAGCAUCACUACCUGCGUCAGUCUUAUUCAAAGCACGAAUCUUCAAAAUAUGCACAACGCCAGCACCGACACUUUGGCCAGUCUCGAUGCAGCUGGAUACGCCGCAUAUUCGACAGCAUUGAGUGUGACGAUAGCGAUCGGCUGUAGUCUACUUAUAUUGAACGUUCUCAUAUUCGCCGGUGUCUAUUAUCAACGAGACAAGACGAGACUCGAGGUCAAGAGCCUGCAACAGCAACAGAUGUUGAAUCAACAGUGUGGCCCGCGAGGUUUCAACGAGUUGAAACAACCACCUCCGUCGCAUUCGCAUUUCCCUGGUAGCGGUCAAGUUAUCGUCGACGUUGAAAAUGAAAUGCUAAGAAGAAACGUGAUGAAGGGACCUCCGAACGAGCCUAACACUUUACAAGGUACACACACCCUGCCACAUCAACAUCAUUACCAAAAGCAACAUCAGCAACAACACGCUACGCUUCCUCGUGCUUCGGUAAUGCAAGACAUAAAUGCGCAAACUCAAGGACCACCUAACGGAUCUAUACACCUGACAGUACCGCGUGCUCCACCACCACCCCGUGCGAAGAGUCCUCCAGAAAACCAACCCCUUUUGCAAAGUACAACCGUCUCGAGCCGCGUCUCGCAAGCAACGAUGAGCGAAAUGCGAGUCUGAUGCUUAGACCCCCCUCCGAAGCCGGUCGUCCCGGACGUCCUAACGGCGUCGACCUUGCUCUAAGACUCCUCGUCUUUCUAAUCAAAAACUAGACGAGGAGAUGGGAGGGGGGGGAGAGAGAAAGAGAAAGAAGCAACCACUUUACGUACUUUCGCGCCCUUACACGCCUAUACGCGUCUUCCUUUUUAUUCAUAUAAUUGGAAGAAAAAACAAACUAACUCGAGGAACUCUUAUCGAUUUAACUCUUAUCAUCGAUCGCUUACUACUUGGACGAAAGGAAAAACAAUCAAACUUACAAUUAGCCUAAAUCAAUCAUCUCUUCUCUCUGUAUCAAUAUACAUUUUUCAUUCUUUUCUAUCCUACAAACUCUUUGACACGCAACCCUGACACAUAGAUAUCAAAAUAUAAUAUAUAUAUAUAUAUAAAGUCCGUCACUCGCAUCCUCAGUGGCAAAUUAAACUAAUCCUAAGUAUUCUAAGCGGGUUACGCAAAAAUCAUUCUUUUUGUUAUUUUCUAAAUCAUUUGAUUUCGCAUUUGAAAUAAAUUGAAAGAUUAAAUCUAUCUUAAGAUACGUAUACACUGUCUUAAACAGGAUAUAUACCGUGUAGGUAUCAACAACGAUAGAAGAUAGAGAUCAAUUUUGAAAGGCGUAUGAUCGAUCAAAAAAUACAUUUCCUCUUCGAUAAUUAAUAAAACAGAGAAAAGAGAUUUCAAAGAAAUAAACGCGACAACAAAUUCGCAUAUAAAUUACUUAUCUACCACGAUGUUAGAUGUUCUUUGUAAAUACAUAAGGUAACACUUUAUACCAUAAACCCGCCAAAGUUUGCUACUUUCUAAGAGGACGAAGACGAAAACGAAGAUAAAGAAGGUGAAGAAAAUUGCAAAGGAAAAACUUUAACGCGUAUCGUUUUUUCGUUCGUAUUCCGUUUCUACGUUAAGAAAGAUACUGUGCAUGUGCGCGUGUGAGUGUGCGAGUAAUGUUCCGGAUGGCCAGAAAUAAACUACGAGAGAGAGAGAGAGAGAGAGAGAGAGAGAGAGAAGAGCUUUGUACAUCUACAAUGAUUCUCCUCGUGGCUAUUAGACGAUCCUUCAAAGUCACAAGCAAAAGCUUGUCUACUCGAUUAUUUAUCUCCUAUCGCGAACACAUCAAUGAUUUAUACGGGAAGUGACACUCUGAAGCGCGAUGUCUAUGAUUUAUUACAGCGUCUGCGCGUGUUUUACCAAAAUACCGCUGUGUUAAGAUUUUAUCUAUUUUAUAUUUACAUUUCUUGCUGUACACCCGACUUGACCAGCGAAAAAUCCAUAAUUUAUAAAUGUUGGAUCGUGAAAAAAUCAUUUUACGUAUUAUUAGGGUGUACAAAGCUGUCAUGGAUGCAUCAUUGCAAUUCAUCGGGAAACUUACCACCACUUGUUCUUAAUUCUGUGUAAAUAUGUUUUAUCGUAAAAAUACUUUAAAUACUGCCAUAUUAACUGCUGCCAGAUUUAAAUCAUUUACAAUUGAUUGUAUUGUUCAAACGAAAAGGGAGGAAGAAAAUCUAUUACCACGUAAAGGCGUAGACGUCGAUACCAUCAUCUAUGUACCUACUAUGCAUAGAUGAAAUAUUGGUACAUAUCGAUAAGAAAAUCAAUAUUAUAUAGUCAACAAAUAAGUUCAUUAAUUGUAUAUUAAAUCUAUAUAUAUAUAUAUAUAAAUAUGUAUGAUAAAGUUGUAAUUUUCAUGAUUAUCUGACAAUUGAUGUUAUUAAAAAAAAUUAAUUAACAACCGUAUAAAAAAAGCAUUUGAUUUAUUUCUUUCUAAUGCCUCGUAGGCAUUACGGUAUCGAUAUCAACGCUAAUACAAGAGUAUAUCAGUUUUUUUUUGGUUGGAUUUCUUUUGAAUUCCCUUUGUCUACCCGAUCGAUGCAAAAUGAAAAUGAACGGCCAACUGUUUAUCUCGCACCGUAUAUGUAUGUAUAUGCUAUUCGUGAAUUUUUUGUAAAAAUAUGAUUAUACAUAUAGACUAAGUAAGAUUAAAGGAUAAGGAUAAGAAUUCGUUACGCGUAUUACACUGCCACGAUAUUGAAAGAAAAAUUUCAGAGGAUAAUAUUAUAAACAAUCAAAAGAUUCGAGAAAAGUGUUGUAAAAGGGAACGUCUGUGACUGAUCGAAAUGUGUAUGAAAAACUAUCGAAUGUAGACUUACGUAAUAAAAGCCGAAUCAAAACUUUUGUACAUAAACUUAUCGACAAAAAGUAAGAGGGGGG
Messenger RNA from Polistes dominula (European paper wasp), 6547 nucleotides. RefSeq names its product neuroligin 4 (gene NLG-4). Lineage: Eukaryota; Metazoa; Arthropoda; Insecta; Hymenoptera; Vespidae. The record is from RefSeq and is a predicted model, not a curated record.